AUGAAAGACAACAUGGACGCACCCCCCGGGCACGAUACCGCCUCAGCCUCUCCCACGGCUCGCAACCCACCGAAAGCCCCUACCUUCUACCAACCGCAACCCUCGAGCGUGAGCUCUCCCAAUGUUGGCGCCAGCGACAAGGCCAAUCCGCCCUCGAGCGUGUCGCCCCAGAUCCUGUCCAACAAGAAUAGCUCGGGAGAAAGCAGCGAUGCUGGGAGGUGGUUUGAGAGCACCAACAAUGCGGUGCAGAGUAACAACAACUUGGAAAAUGAUCCACCGUUCUUCCUGCACAAUUCUUCCUCGUCCGAGACCCCACCGGAUGGCAACGUGCAAGACAGUCUGUACCAGCGAACGACGACUAUGCCAUAUCGCCCCGGGGACGGCCAUAUGAACAGCGAAAGCGUAGAGGACUUCCGGAGUGUCAUCGAUGAUCUGACUGUCGCAAACAAGAAACUGAAGCAGAAGUUGAAAAAAUAUGAGAAGCUACAUGAUUCACACUUACAAGAUGAGAAGCUCUUCGAAGUGCGCUUUCAUGGUCUCCCUGAUCACAAGAAGAGAGAGCUCGAGGAAACCCUACGCAAGUUUGCUGCCGAUCUGGAUAAUAAGUCAGAAGCAGGCUACCCCGCCGUCUCUUCCCAACCGCCCCCGUUCGAUGCCCAAAAGACCGAUGCAUCCCGUUUCGCUGAGUCUGGCUAUGCAUCCAUGUCCGGUCAUAACUCGAAUUCGGCUCGUUCGAAUCAACCUUCAAACACCGCUUCCAGCAACGACAGGGACAACCGCCGCAUGACGAAGUCGCAGUACAACCAACAGCAACAGAGCAUCCAGUCGUACUUGCAUGACAUCCCUCAGGGCUUGAUGCCGAAGAGCCACACGCCGAUGACCGAUAAGUCGAAGAAGAGGUUGGUGGUGCGUCGCUUAGAGCAGAUUUUCGCGGGGAAGCGAUCGGCGCCUGGUAGUCACCCACAGCCAAUGCAGCAAGAGGAGGUUGCCCAAUCAGCUGCCACGGCCGAUCGCCGUGCUAAAGAAGCAGCAGGUCACCGUGCCAAGACAGAGGGUAAUCGUGAAGCACGUAUUAUGCCUGUACGGGCGGACGAUGAAGACAUUACUGGACAACAAGAGGCUCCGGUACAGGAAGCUUUGCAAAAGCUGCGCCCGAACUUCCGUGUUAGUGAGCAAGACUUUGCCGGCUCUGGAUCUCCCGACCAACGGCCCACAAGACCAUUAGACCUCGACCCUUACCGCGCUCAGGUCCCUUCCGAUAACAUGGAUUACAUUCGACAUCUCGGAUUCACUCCUCCAGACAUGAUGUCCGGAGAUUCGCCAGAAGAUGAUCACGGGUGGAUAUAUCUCAACCUCUUGAUUAAUAUGGCACAGCUCCAUACGCUUAAUGUUACCCCGGAGUUCGUCAAGCAGGCCGUCACUGAAUACAGCAACACGUUUGAGCUAUCGCACGACGGCCGGAAGAUCAGAUGGAAAGGAGAGCCAGAUGCUACGCUGAGCAGUACUGGCUCCAGCUCAGAGUACCAAGGGAAUGAUUCUCCGUACGACCCGAAUGGCAACAGCAGAUCACCGUCGAAGUACCUCAAGACUGGAGGAAGUGGCAGCACGGACAGGUCUAUGAACUCCGAACGAGCAAAAGCACGGCUCGCUCGCAAGCAGAAGGAAAAGGAACGAAAUCAAUUCUCCUACACACCUUUGUUCUUCCACGAAGAGGACUCCGACUAUGAGCAAGACUCCUAUGGGCGUGAUGUAGGAUCCUCAAGCCAAUCUCCGUUCCAGCCCCAGCAAACCGGUGACUCUUCCGGCUUGGGUAGUUCGAACAUGCAGAGUGCUUCUUCCAAACGACGACGCAACGACGGACCCAUUAUCUUCUACAGUAAAGCAAAAUUUUGUACUGAUCUGACAGGAGACAGCCGCGGCAUUGCGAGUCACGCCCCGGAUUCUUAUGAUAACAUCACGAGCCACCCUAUCGGGGUUUCUGCUUCUAACCCAAGAGACGGUCUUCGCAGGCAGGGUUCCGAUAACUCAGAACGGCGCGGUCCGCUGGAAACGACCAUGAUGGACAUCGACUCUCGGGAGGGUAGUCAGAUCUUUUCGAGUAGCGAGGAAAUGAACUUCUCGCCAGACGCCCUCAAAGAUGACAACGGAACGGAGAGCCCUGAUGCUAUGGAGUUCGAGGCCUCCGGGCUGGGUGGAGUGCAUCCAGAGGACAACUUCUCCAUCCGCGUGCGUCGCUCACAGCAGCAGACCUCCCCAGCUGUUACAAGUACUACUCACCGCAAGUCACAACCUUACCAAAAGAAUAUCCAGAACGCUCUCAAUCAGCGCGCAUCUCCAGAAGCUGGGGCAUCUUCCCCGAAGCAGCAGCACGUGAUUAAAGAGGAGAUUCUUUCUGCAUCUCGUCGAACCUUGCCAAAUUCGACACUUCCGCCCGCAUCGUUCCUACCGUUCGACUCGGCUUCAUCUGGAGACGUUGACUCGGACCUCGAAUCCAACGUGUCUUCCAACCCUUCGACUGCCAGUUCUUCGGAGAACGAUGGACCGGUAACCGCGCUCCACAUGCUCAAUGUAUCUCCCAUGCGAAGGGAGCUGUCAACCGCAUCGGACGACUCCGCUGAUGAGGAAGAGGAAGAUGACAGUUCUGAUGAUGGCUCAAUUGACCUCCUCGCGACUGCCCGCCAAAUGGACCCGCUCUCCAUCAUCGCUUCGGAGCGCGAGUACGACGCUGCAUUAGCUGAUCGCCUCGCCAAUGACAUCCCCGCUGGCAGCUCAGCCGCCACAGCCGGCGGUGGGAGCGGUUUCAAUAGCCCAGCAGAUGCUAUCGUCGCGGCCCUCGACGAGGAAGGCGAGCAGCCGAGGAGGGGGAGUAGGGUAAAGAGACAGAGCACCACAAGCGGUAGCAUGUCUCCGCGGGCCAAGUUGAAGCGCAGCCGCACGCGCGAGUCGAUCACCACUGCCCUCCAGGAAAGUUCCAAAAGACAGAAGAACCAGAAACGCGAGCGGCGAGAUCUAUAA
Molecule: messenger RNA, 3015 nt
Organism: Didymosphaeria variabile
Lineage: Eukaryota; Fungi; Ascomycota; Dothideomycetes; Pleosporales; Didymosphaeriaceae
Exons: 3
Coding region: 1-3015 (1004 amino acids)
Biological process (GO): circadian rhythm; regulation of DNA-templated transcription
Cellular component (GO): nucleus; cytoplasm
Source: RefSeq, a predicted model, not a curated record